AUGGGAUUCAACCAGGAACUCGACCAGCUGAUCUUGCAGUCGGUCUUCGAUUAUCUGUGGGUGCUGCGAAAGGACACCACGCUCUUGCUCUCCUUCAUCGAGCGAAUCGUCACUCUGAUUGGCCAGGCGUCCUCCCUCUACAAUGGAAACACAGACCAACAGGCUCUGCUCUGCGUGAAGGCCUCCGAACUGCUCUAUAAAGUGUGCCAGAUUCUGGGAAACAUCCUGGUCACGCAGAUGGACAUGAUCCUCGACGCGCUCUUCGGCCUGAUCUCCACGGCCAUCACGCCGACGGUCUGCAACAAUCUCUGCAAGGCUUUCCUCUAUCUCGCCACGAACAUCACCGAGUCGCAGAAGCGACAGCAGCGCUAUGUCCAGGUCUUCACUCCCGUGAUCAACUUCCUCUCCGAGAAGAGCGUCGUGGAAUCCUAUUCCAACCCGCAGAACUUCCAUCAGCUCUACUCUACCAAUGCGGACAAGCUCGCCGAGCUGGGCAAUUCCCUGUCGUGCCUCGUGUUCAUGCUGGACGCGAUCUUCUGCACGAAGGGAGAAUACCGCGAGAUCGUUCUGUCGAUCUUCCAGCGCAUGGGCGAGUCGCUCGCCUACCUCUACCUCACCGUCUCCUAUCUGCUCGUUUUCUCCAACGGAAACGAGCCCGAGCUGGCGUGCUGGCGCGUGAUCACGCCUUCGGAAAUCCCGUCGGCGGUGCAGUACGGGAACGCGGUGCCGCCGCAGAGCACGCGUCUCUACAACAUCUUCGGGUUCCUGAACAAAAUCUGGAGACAUCUGCUGAACUUGGAGACUGUCGCGACGGACGAUGUGCUGUCCUUCUUCCAGAGCACAAUCCUGCAGCUUCUGCCCUUCUUCCGGCACAAAAUGGCCGCGACGUUCCUCACCUGCAUCAUGACGCCCUUCUAUCUCUCCUCGCCUUCCUCCUGGACCACCAAGCAGCCCUCUCCUCUGCUCCUCCAAUUCACCUCCGCGGCGCUUAGCGCUCUGCUCUCGCUGGUGGGUUCGGAGCAUUACACAGCGUCCAUUCGCCCCUUGGGCAUAAUCGCUCCUGGAAUGAGCUCGGAGGCCGCGGAGGCGCAAGGCGUGGAGUCGAUUUACUACGAAGGCACGUUGGCUCUGGCGGACAGUCUGCUCGACUUCCUGAUGAGCAUUUCGAGUAACGACGGAAGCGGGUAUUCGGAGACGCUGGCGAUGCGUCAGUUCCGCCAGAAAGGUUUCGACAAGGAAGUGAUUAAGGCUGGAGACGGAAAGAACUUUCCGAAGACUGGUGAUAUGCUGACCAUGCACUAUACUGGUACUCUGACCAGCGGAAAGGUGUUCGAUAGCUCGCGCACCCGUGGAAGACCUUUCCAGUUCGUGAUUGGUAUUGGCCAGGUUAUUAAGGGCUGGGAUGAAGGUGUGAUGACGAUGUCUCUUGGUGAGAGAGCCAAGCUCACCCUGACCCCUGAUUACGGUUAUGGCGCUCGUGGAGUCCCUGGAGUGAUUCCUCCCAACGCCACUCUCGUUUUUGAUGUGGAGCUUCUCAAGAUUAACUAAGAUCUCACUC
Messenger RNA from Blastocystis hominis, 1558 nucleotides. RefSeq lists its product as hypothetical. The record is from RefSeq and is a predicted model, not a curated record. Lineage: Eukaryota; Bigyra; Opalinata; Blastocystidae. The transcript is spliced from 10 exons. The coding region runs from base 1 to 1548 and encodes 515 amino acids. Gene Ontology annotation, molecular function: peptidyl-prolyl cis-trans isomerase activity.